Molecule: messenger RNA, 588 nt
Organism: Geodia barretti
Lineage: Eukaryota; Metazoa; Porifera; Demospongiae; Tetractinellida; Geodiidae
Source: the annotation of a GenBank genome assembly
AUGCCCGACCAUGAAAUCGACUUGUCCGACAUCCCGGAAAUCACCGAUUGGUCAGGGUUCAAAAUAGCUCCGUUCUACCGUCCAAUAUGGAAGGAUUUCUGCCUUAAGCUGGACGAAUUUUCCCUGAACUACUUGGAGAAUGGACUGACUGGCGGGCAGUCGCUGGACGAAGCAGUCAAUCGGGCCCUCAGGGCUCAGAUGUACCGCAUUCGGUUCCCCGUUAGGGUACAAAAGGCGGGGAAGACCAUCCUACGGGUCCAAAAGUCGCCGGAUGAUAUUGCUGGACUGACCGAUUUUCAGAAGAAGCAGAUCGAAAUCCUCUAUGGUAUGCCUGUUGAGCUAGUAGCUUCAUUCCACGAAGUGAUCACGCGGGAAAAGAUCGAAGGACUGGGCCGCGGGGUCAAAAAGGAUGUGCGCCUCAAACUGGACGAAAACAUCAUUGACUGUUUCGAGGAAAGGCUGGAGGAUGGUCAGUCGCUGGUCGAGGCACUUAACCAAGCGCUGAUGGACCACAUCAACUGGGUAAGUUCCCCACGGGGAGCGCAGCAGGAAGAAGAACCGGCAGGAAAGGCCGGGGAUUCAGCAUAG